This is a messenger RNA of Dermacentor silvarum, 1887 nucleotides long. Its product is annotated as solute carrier family 22 member 7. NCBI's taxonomy places the organism in Eukaryota, Metazoa, Arthropoda, Arachnida, Ixodida, Ixodidae. Bases 1 to 1887 code for a protein of 628 amino acids. Gene Ontology annotation, molecular function: transmembrane transporter activity. The record is from RefSeq and is a predicted model, not a curated record. The transcript is spliced from 2 exons. Gene Ontology annotation, biological process: transmembrane transport. Gene Ontology annotation, cellular component: membrane.
AUGACAUCGGGAGCGAAAUACGCCUCAUAUCAGGCAACGUCGCCGUCACGGAGCAUCUUGGAUGGAUUCGCUACUUCCUGCGACGCGCGGCCCAUCAUCCAGGAGAACGUCUACGUCAUUCUGGGCCACGGCAGGUUCCAGAGGAUGGUGCUGUCCUGCGCGGUGCUUUGCCUGACGGUGCUUCUGCUGCACGCGUUCGCCUACCGACUCAUCGGUCGCCCCGUACAGCACUGGUGCCGCCCGCCCAAGGAACUUCUGCACAUGCCCGUCCAGGAGUGGAAGAACGUGGCAAUACCCGUCUUGGACGAUGGCAGACUCAGCGAGUGCACCGUCUACGACCCACCGAUGCCGGUUGAAAAUGGAAGCGAGCGCAGAGUACUGUCUUGCGACCAGUGGGAAUACGCCGGCGAGCGACAGAGAGACAGCAUCGUCAGCACCUGGGACCUGGUGUGCGGCCGCCAAUGGCUGUACGCGCUCUCUUCGUCCACGUACAUGAUGGGAGCCAUGGUGUUCGUCCCACUGGCCGGCAUCAUGUCCGACCGCCAGGGGCGCAGGCCCGCCAUCCUCGCCUGCUCCAUCACCAUGCUGCUCGCUAGCCUCGCCGUCGCGGCGUCGCAGGUAUUCCCCAUAUUCCUGGUGACACGCUCUCUCGUUGCCGCCACGUCCAGUGCCACCAACCUGCUGGUCUUCAUCGUGCUCUACGAGGUGACGGACAACGAACACCGCGCCCUCUACAGCCUACUGGCUACGAGCGUCGGUAUGGUGGUGGCGACGCCGCUGAUUUCCAUUGUGUCGAUGGCCAAUCCGCGUUGGUCACUAUCGCACGCGUUCCUCGUGACUGCCACGGCGAUGGCGGCUGCCUGGUGCUACAUAAUUGACGAGUCUCCGGUCUGGCUCGUCGACACACACAGAGUUCGGCUAGCCGAGCGUGUCAUACUGUACGUGGCCUCGCACAAUGGCAUCGACCCGGCCAAGGCGAAGACCACGUUCAAGGCGCUCAGGCAGCAGCUGGAGAAGCGAGAGACGACGACCCCGACGAUCACCUCCGGCUCGCGCAGCGUGUCCAUGCUUAGCCCGCGCGCAGCGUCAGUGCUCGUUUCCUGGUUCGGUGCGAGUUUCACUUUCUACGGAACAGGCCUCCGCGAGACAGCGCUCGAUGGCCUUUGGGCCGUGGCGGCAGUCACGCUGCAGGUGAUGCUGCUCGUCGCCGCCUACAACGGCAUUACCAAGUGGGGUCAGCGAGUCACGUUGUCCAUGGUGCUGGCGCUGCUCUGCGUGUCCAACGCUUGUCGCACCGCAGUCCAUCAUUUAAACUUGGCCUUCCCUUGGACCAUACUUGCGAGGCUCGUGGUUGACAGCAGCGCUGCGGUUGCCAUGGUCGUCAACUACAGCUACACGGCUGAAGUGUUCCCCACCUCUAUACGAAGCAUGGGACUGUGCGUGUCGUACUCGGUCGGGCGUGCUGGCGCGCUGCUGGCCACGUUUCUGAACUGGAUGCUUUCCGACGCAGUCCUGGUGUUCGACUCUGUCAUGACACUGCUCGUGUUCGCUGGCGGGAUAGUCACUCUGUGGCUGCCCGAAAUAUUUGUGCAGAAGAAGCAGGUGCCGUCGCAGGAGCCGGCUGCAAUGACCCAAGAGCAGCGGAAGGAGGCGUUGAAGGCAUCCUUGGGCCAAGGCACAGAUGUAGGGGUCGUCAGAAAGGCGAAACAUCGCAAAUCGUAUUGCAAACCAGAUCAUGGCGUGGUGUCUCCGCUGCCGAUGGCAGACUGGAGGCUCUGUGCCCUGUCAUUCUCUUCGCCCGACACUGCAGAACAGUCGAAGCACGACAAGGGUGUCAUAAGCAGUAGAGCCGUUUCGCCACCAUCACCAGGCCCCACUUCCCGCUAA